AUGGUUUAUGGCUUUAAACUGCAGAGGUCCAAUUAUCUCUGUAAACUGGCAGCCUUCCCUGGACUCCGAGACUUUAAAGGGCCUUCAUAUGGGAUAAAGUAUAAAAAGAAUGAGACAGCUGUACUUGGAGGAAAUGUGGCUAUUUACUGCAAUUUGACAACCCCAGCAGAUGUUGUGCAAAUUACCUGGCAGAAGAUCCAAAACUCUUUGCCACAAAAUAUUGGGACUUACAGCAGUAAAUAUGGAGAAAAGAUUCUUCCGCCAUACAUAAACCAGCUGCAAUGUAAAGUCAUUGAACCCAAUUCCUCAUUCCUAACUCUCAAAGAAGUGACACUUGAAGAUGAAGCUUGCUACAAAUGUCUGUUUAAUGUGUUUCCACAUGGCAGUCAUGGAGGGCAAAUCUGCCUGAACAUUGUAACUGUAUCUGAAUUAACAAUUGAACUCCAACUUGAUCCUGACUCUGAUGGUUUUCUUAACCUAAUAUAUUCAGCUGUGGGAAAACCUGCUGCUCAAAUCUCUCUUUUCCCCUCAGAAGUUCUAAUUAACCCUCCUGAGGAGUAUUUUGCUCACAACCCAAAUGGUACAGUUACUGUCACUAAAAUGUACACCAUCUCUUUGGAGACUGUGAGGUCCUUGGGAUUCCAACACCUGAUCCUGAACAUGUAUCACCCUUCAAAGAAUGAGGAGAAGAUUGUCCCUCUCUCAGCAAAGCAAGGACAUAAGUAG
Messenger RNA from Octodon degus (degu), 726 nucleotides. RefSeq names its product OX-2 membrane glycoprotein-like. The record is from RefSeq and is a predicted model, not a curated record. Gene Ontology annotation, molecular function: cell-cell adhesion mediator activity. Bases 1 to 726 code for a protein of 241 amino acids. Lineage: Eukaryota; Metazoa; Chordata; Mammalia; Rodentia; Octodontidae. The transcript has 3 exons. Gene Ontology annotation, biological process: regulation of immune response; negative regulation of macrophage activation.